Eimeria maxima is the source of this 1923-nucleotide messenger RNA. Its product is annotated as zinc finger (C3HC4 RING finger) protein, putative. Gene Ontology annotation, biological process: positive regulation of transcription by RNA polymerase II. The record is from RefSeq and is a predicted model, not a curated record. Gene Ontology annotation, molecular function: transcription factor binding. The coding region runs from base 1 to 1923 and encodes 640 amino acids. Lineage: Eukaryota; Apicomplexa; Conoidasida; Eucoccidiorida; Eimeriidae. The transcript is spliced from 2 exons.
AUGACGGGUGUAGAUAUAGAUGCAGCAGGAGCAGCUCCUGCUGCUGCUGCUGAGGGCAGCGGGAAGGAAAAGGGCAGCAGCAGCUGCUGCAGUGAGAAGAGUAGCAGCAGCAGCAGCAGCAACAGCAGUAACGACAGCAUCAACAGCAACAAGGAAUGCCACAGCAGCAGCAACGCGGAGAGCAGCAGCAACAGCAGGACCGAUAACAGCAGCAGCAGCAGCAACGACGGCGGGAAUGACAACAGCAAGGACAGCAGCAGCUGCUGCAGCAAGGACAGCAGCAGCUGCUGCAGCAAGGACAGCAGCAGCUGCUGCACCAAGGACAUCAGCAGCUGCAGCAAGGACAGCAGCAGCUGCAUCAACGACAGCAGCAACUGCAGCGGUACGGACAGCUACAGCAGCAGCGUAAGCAAGAGGAGGAAGAGCAGCAGCAGCACCAAUGCAUGCAGCAGCACAAGCAUGCAAGGCUUCGAUACCCAAACAGAAGCUGCAGCAGCAGCAGCAGAUGCUGCUGUUGUGGAUAUUCCUGCUGCAGCAGAUGCCGCUGCUGCGUAUACCCCUGCUGCAGCAGGUGCUGUUGCUGCAGAUACUCUUACUGCAGCAGAUGCUGCUGCUGCGGAUAUUCCUGCUGCAGCAGAUGCUGCUGCUGCAGAUAUUAGUGCAGCAGCAGAUUCUGUUGCUGCAGAUAUUCCUGCAGCAGCAGAUGCUGUUGCUGCGGACACUCUUGCUGCAGCAAACAUUGCUGCAGCAGCAGAGGCUGCAGCAGCAGUUGCUGUUGCAGCAGCAGUUGCUGUUGCUGCAGCAGACGCUGCUGCAGCAGACGCUGCUGCAGCGGAUGCUGCUGCAGCAGAUGCUGUUGCUGCAGCAUAUAGGCCACGCGAAUGGGAUUCCCUUGGUGCGCUCUCCAACAACAGCAGCAGCACCGAUAGCAGCAGCAGCAGCAGCAGCAGCAGCAGUAGCAGCAGCAGCAGUAAUGAAGGAGGUAACGACAGCAGCAUUGAUGCAGACAGGGGAGACACAAGUGCUGCUGUUAGGGAGGCUCCCUCCACUGUAGGAGAAGCAGCAACAGCAGCAGCAACAGCAGCAGCAGCAGCAACAGCAGCAGUGAUUGCAACAGCUGCUGCUGCUGCUGCUGCUGCUGCUGCGGGUGACCCUUGCGCUAGCAGCAACAACAGCAGUGGGGACAGGAGCAGCAGUAGCAGCGGCAGCAACAACAACAACAACAGCAGCAGCAGCAGCGGCGGGGACACUAGCAGCAGCAGCAGCAGCAACAUCAGCAGCAGCAGCAGCAGCAUUAGCAGCAGCAGCAUGAGGCCUCGCACAACAGCCUAUAGCUUUAUACCUGGUAAGGGCAACAGGACUCGCAGCAGCAGCAGUCCUAUCAACAGCAACAACAGCAGCAGCAGCAGCAGUAGCAGCAGUAGCAGCAGCAGCCCCACCAGCAGCAGAAGCGUUCCAGCGGAUGCAAGCAGCAGCAGCAGCAAGAAUGCCAGAAGCAGCAGCAACACCGGCAGCAGCAGCAAUAACAGCAGCAGCAGCAGCAGCAGCAGCAGCAGCAGCAGGAACGAUCAACCUGGUGUCCAGGUAAUAAAUUGUGGGAAUUGUGGUCAUCCGGUCGUCUUCGACCCAAGCAGCAGCAGCAGCAGCAGCAGCAGCAACAGCAGCAGCAGCAGCAGCAGCAGCAACAAGAGGAAGGAGCCCUCUUCUUCGUCAGACUUUGAAUGUUGUAUUUGUAUGGAUGAUAUUCAUGACCCUGUUGUUACUAGAUGCGGACACCUUUUUUGUUGGGGCUGCCUGCAUGUAUGGCUGCAGCAGCAAUCUGUUUGCCCAAUAUGCAAAGCAAAUGUAUCUGCAGAGACUGUUACUCCUAUCUAUGCUAGAUAUACUAACCCUAAGAUGCAUGCGCACCAGAGGCACCUGUAA